AACCGCGCGCCACCUCAAAUCAGUGUCCCGGACACUGCAAGUGGCAGCCCUAACUAAUUAAUCGCCAUCUACGGAUACCUAACCAACCUACCUACCUGCCUACCUUACGGCACAAGGAAGCUUUUAUGCAGUAGUUCACGGCCAUCUUCGGUGGUUCUCACUCAUGCGCCUCGACAUGGCUCUCCCAUGUCCCAACAACCAUCAUGUCCAUUAAGCCCCUGCCCGAAGACGUCAUCCGCCGCAUGAGGUCGUCUGCCACCGUGACCUCCAUCAACGGUGUUGUCUGCGGCCUCGUCAAGAACUCCUUGGAUGCAGGUGCCACCAGACUCAAAAUCACCAUAGACUAUUCCCGUGGCAAUUGCAUCGUCGAGGACGAUGGUUCGGGCAUUCUACCCGUCGAAUUUCGAGAGACGGGCGGGCUUGGCAGACUGCACCGUGAGUUGGCGGCACCAUGUCACCCAGUCGACCCGCAUCCGCUAACGCCCACUUAGACACAUCCAGACACGCACCUGAAUUUGAGUGCCACGGCGUCAACGGCAGCUUCCUCGCCUCGGUAGCUGCUCUAUCUCUCUUGACCAUCACCUCUCAUCACCAUCUGCACAACUCGCAAAACUCACUCACCAUCCACAAUUCGCGUGUCUUGGCCCGUAACAUCCCCGCACUGCCAGAACAGCGUCUGGUCGCUUUCAACCAUGGCACCCGUGUUACCGUUAGAGACCUUUUCGGCUCCAUGGCCGUUCGAGUCAAGCAGAGAGCUGCGGCCUCCGAGAAGGCCGCCAUCGACAGGGAAUGGGGUCGCUUGGUGCACGAUGUCGUUGUCAUCCUGUUGGCUUGGCCGUCCGACGUGGCCCUCUUCGUCCGAGACACCGUCAACAGCAACGAGACACACUUUAGGCCCACCGCCACCCCCAGGUCGGAAAUAUUGACUCGUUCAUCACGAAUUCUGGCUCAGUCGGGUCUUGUAGACGGCUUGGGCCAAGCGCCCUGGACUCCCAUCGGAGCGUCUGUAGGGAAACUGAGCAUUCAAGGAUGCAUAUCCUUGAACCCGGCGGCCACCCGGCGAGCUCAGUUCAUCAGCUUUGGUAUCCACCCUGUGACUAACGAACAUGGGACAAAGGUCUUGUACAACGAGGUCAACCGUGUCUUCAUCAAAUCUGGUUUUACUGAAGAGGAGGAGGUAAAGGAGGAUGUGGCCAUUUCCAGCGACUCGCCCCUGGCAACAUGGGGCGCGUCUUCGGGCAAAAUUACCCGGUCAAAGCGUGGUUUGGAACGGUGGCCCAUGUUCUACUUCCGAAUCAGCUCUACCUCGCGAACACGCCCGCUUCUAAGCUCCUCCAUUGAGGAUCUUCUUGAUGCCCGUAAUUGCACCCUUGCCGAUAUCAUCGACCUACUCAAGCUGGUCUGCUACGAGUUCUUGAAAAAACACCACUUUCGUCCACACAAGGUCACCACUUCACUUCGCGGAUCUUCGAAACACAAGCAGAAAGAUGAGCUCGGCGCAGCGUACUCGCGGGAAGAAGACAACCGGCCAUUGGCGGCCUCGUUGCCAUCUAGCCGGUCCAACUCUGUCACGCCUAUAUCGAGAUCGCAAUCUCCUUUUGAUCUGUGGCAACGAGUGAAGGUCGGACGAGUACUGGAAGGCAAGUGGAAAUCAGGUACAUCGACUCCUACAUCAUCUGAAGCCUCCCGUGCAAAACCCGUGACGCCUCUUUCGGAGGAGGACUUGGGGGGUUCCGGGGCUUUACAGCCCAGCUUGCGAUUUCUUGACGAUUCGGGGAAUCUGUUGCGCAAACCCUUUGAAGACUUGGAUGCGAAUUUCGCCUCGAAGGGGAAUGAGCCAAGAGAGCGCGGCUGUGUGCGUCCACUGAGCCCCGCCACUGACGAUCAGGUCCAUUCACACCGUGAAACUUCGGGCCACAUAAUGGAUGGUGGCCAAGUUUCGCCUUUGGAAGAGCCCUUAGGUGCAUCCCAAACGCCAAAAGCCAUUGACCCAGAGCCUCUCUCCUCAUCCCAGUUCUUCGCGGCAAGCCGCAAUCAGUCACAGCGGCAGGAACCUAGCGAAUGGCUCAAAGGGCUGCUUUCUCAAUGGGAAAACCCAGUCUUCCAGCCUGCUGAGCCUCCCGUGCCUCGCCUCAACGAAGGGACAAUGGGAGGGCCCCAUCGAGUAGCGAUGCAAUCCCUCGACCUAGACGCCGAGUGCACCCAUGGAACCCACACGUCCAACAUCAAACUGUCCGGGCGCAUAUCCAAAGCUGCCCUGGCGGACGCGGAGGUGGUCUCGCAAGUUGACCAGAAGUUCAUUCUGGUAAAACUGAGACGAGAUCAGGUUUCCGGCAGCGGUCGACCUGACUCGCAAUUCAAUUCCGUUCUGGUCCUUGUGGAUCAGCACGCUGCUGAUGAGAGAUGCCGACUUGAGUCUUUGAUGCGCGACUACUUCCGUCCGGCGAAAGGGUCGGGGGAGGUGAUUGCAAAGACAGAAACGCUGCAGAAGCCUUUGCGAUUCGAGUUCUCGGCCAAAGAAUGCAAAAUGCUGCGCAAGUAUAAUUAUCAUUUUCGCCGAUGGGGUGUAUUCUAUGAGAUAGAGGAGUCCGAGGAGGCUCAGUGGCGGCACAGGAGCAAACAGCUCUCAAAGGUGGACGUAACAGGUCUGCCACCGAGCAUUCUCGAGAGGUGCCGGUCAGAGCCGAGAUUGCUCGCCGAACUACUUCGUCAGGAGGUAUGGAGGGCUGAAGAAGGGGAAGUGCCUCCGGUUCGACCCUUGACCCUCGCCAACGGAGGCCUCGGUCACGAUAUUGACUGGGUGUCCAACUUUCACGGGUGUCCCCAAGGAAUUCUCGCCUUGCUCAACUCGAGAUCCUGUCGCAGCGCCAUCAUGUUUAAUGAUGUUCUGUCCAAAGACGAAUGCAAGUCUCUUGUUUUGCGUCUCAGUCGAUGCUCGUUUCCUUUUCAAUGUGCGCAUGGGAGACCAUCCAUGGUACCUCUGGUUGAUAUGAGAACAUUGAAUAUGAACCAUGAAUCACACCUAGACAGUUUUGGAAGCCGAUUAAAGCAAUCCGGCAUGACAAAGUAAAACGUAAUAACCGGCGUUUGGGAUGACAGAGGCUGCUUUAAAGAUACCCUACAGGAAAUUUGCGUCUAUAGAAACAUUACUUCUGAAGCCAUGGCCCGGCUUAAACGGUGUACACAUCGGUAUUUCACAUGAAGCUAGACACCAAAGUCUUGCUACACAUCCCUAAGUAGACAUGCUUUGAUGGACG
Colletotrichum navitas is the source of this 3257-nucleotide messenger RNA. RefSeq lists its product as uncharacterized. Gene Ontology annotation, biological process: mismatch repair. Bases 452 to 3070 code for a protein of 872 amino acids. The record is from RefSeq and is a predicted model, not a curated record. Lineage: Eukaryota; Fungi; Ascomycota; Sordariomycetes; Glomerellales; Glomerellaceae. The transcript is spliced from 2 exons. Gene Ontology annotation, cellular component: mismatch repair complex. Gene Ontology annotation, molecular function: ATP hydrolysis activity; ATP binding; ATP-dependent DNA damage sensor activity.